This is a messenger RNA of Schistocerca piceifrons (Central American locust), 859 nucleotides long. Its product is annotated as ejaculatory bulb-specific protein 3-like. Lineage: Eukaryota; Metazoa; Arthropoda; Insecta; Orthoptera; Acrididae. The transcript has 4 exons. The coding region runs from base 1 to 735 and encodes 244 amino acids. The record is from RefSeq and is a predicted model, not a curated record.
AUGCAGAUACUUCACUUUGCUGCUGACUUCCUCUUCAACACAAUGAAGAAGAAACGAGAAUUGCUCAAUAGGUCCUUUCCUCAAAGAACCUUCGUGGUAAAGGUCGAUUCUGAAAGUGUUGGCAGGCUGCCAAAACUGUUCGCAACAGGAUACGUGGACUGCGCGCCUACCCAGUUGGAGAGGGCUACCAAGAGCCUGAAGCACAUCACAGACAAGUACCCUGCAGAGUGGGCCAAACUGAAGGCCAAGUUCGACCCAACGGGCGAGUACACGAAGCAGCACGCUGAGACCUGGAAGCAGCAUGGCGUCAAUAUAUGGUCUGGGUGGAGCACAGCGGUAGCCAAGGCGAGAAACCUGAUCUUCUACUGUUGCCUGGUCGCUGCCGUUGCUGUUUCGGCGCAAGCCCUGCCGCAAGACAAGCUGGACAACUUGGACGUGUACGAGAUCCUCAACAACGACCGCCUCCUGAAAUCCUACACCCAGUGCGUGCUCGAUGCAGACGACGGAAAGUGCACCGCAGAGGGAAAGGAGAUCAAAAGCAGGCUGCCGAAAGUGUUUGCGACGGGAUGCGGGGACUGCACGCCUAGCCACCUGGAGAGGACUGUCAAGGCCCUGAAGCACAUCACAGAGAAGUACCCUGCAGAAUGGGCCAAGCUGAAGGCCAAGUUCGACCCGACGAGCGAGAACACUAAGCAUCACGUUGAGACCUGGAAGCAGCAUGGCGUCAAUAUAUGAGAGCCACGCCAGCCCGAGUCAUGUGACAACUUCAUCCUAUUUGUUCAAUCAACGGAAUUUCUUAGCUCACACCUGUUCACAAUGUUAUUAUAUAUGCGAUAUGAAAUAAACUUUUACGGUUAAA